CCUGUAUUUAUUCUUUAUUUUAUUUUUUAUUCCAUUCAUUCAUAGAAAAAGUACUUCCAUCCGUUUCAUUUUGUGUAGUAAUCAUCACUCCUCUUUUCACCAUAAUUUUACUUUGAAAACUAUGGUCAAUUACCGGAGUACAAAACAAUGAGUAACAUCCUAGACUCAGUUGGCCGAAGUCCUAAAACUCCUAAACGAAAUGAAAGUGUUGAUAAAGCUAAAUGUGUGACCCCACUUCGCAUUGAACUACAAAGUUUUAAUUCCCAAACUUGUAAAAGUGGAGAUAAAACGGAGUUUCUCACUCCACUUUCAGUUAAACUGGAAUCAUUAGACCUUAAAACUCCCAAAAGUGAAAAUAAAACAAAGUGUCUCACACCUCUUUCUGUUAAACUAGAAUAUUUAGAUAUUAAUUCUAUCAAAAGUGGAAACGAUAAGAAACUUAAAGUUGAAGUAGAUAAUUAUAUCCCAACACACAUAAACCCAGUUCAUAAAGGAACUAUUGCUGUAACUAAGAAUCUUACUCCAUUUUCCGGCAAACUAGACCAAUUAGAUGUUUGCCCAUUAACAAAUUUAGAAUAUAAACAAAUAAGAUGUACAUCCUUAAGAAAUACUCCUAAAAGAAACAGGCCUGCAACCAAAACUGCUAACAGUACACAAUUUUCUAUAAAUCAGUUGGAUAGUGUUGGCUCUAACAAAAGAUUUUUUGAAAUGAAUACUACACAAAAACCCAUAUUGAAUGUAACACUAAAAGAUUUGCAAUAUAAUGGUGUAGAUCCUUCUACACCUCAGGCUCAUGUGCAGUUUAGUCAAGAAUUAAAAAAAGUGUUAAAUGAAAGAAACAUCUUAACUUGCAAAACAAGAAAACAUGUUUUUGAUGCCUUAGAUGAACUAAAAAAAACAGAUGAAGAUGAAAGCAGAAGAAACAAAAGAGAAAAAUCCCUACUGGAAAUAGUUAAUAGUGAAAUCAAAUAUGUUCACCAGCUUGAAAUCAUUAUUAUGUUCUUUUUAAAACCAACACAAGAGAGAAAACUUUUGAGAAGUGAAGAUUUUCAAACAUUGUUUGGACAUAUAACUCCCAUUCAUAAUAUUAAUAAAGAACUUCUACUAGAGCUAGAAGAAAGUUCUAAUAAUGUUGCUAAGGCUUUCUGGAGAAUUGCCCCAUUUUUCAAAGUGUACUCAGUUUAUGCCUGUGAAUUUAAAAAUAUUCUUAAUAUUUUACAAAAUGCAAGAACUUUGAAUCCUCAAUUUGCAAAAUUUGUUGAAAACCAAGAAUCUAGACCAGAAGUUCAAAGCAAACUGUCAGCACUUUUGAUCACACCUAUUCAAAGAGUUCCCAGAUACAAACUUUUACUGACCCAACUUCUUGAACUGACAGAGCCUAGUGAAGAUGAUUAUACCAGUUUAGCAGAAUGUCUGGAAAAAAUAUCAGAAGCAGCAGAUCACAUCAACAAAAUCGUUGAAGACCAAGAAAACAUGCAAAGACUUCUGGAACUACAAAGAUGUCUUAAAAGUGGAGAACCUAAUAUUAUAAAACCAGGAAGAAUGCUAAUUAAAGAAGGAAUUUUAAAUAAAAUGGCUACAAAAAAUACGCCGAGUGAAAAACUCUACACCGUCUUAAUGAAUGAUAUACUCCUUUUUGGAAAAAUGAAAAGAGAAGAACUUAAAGUCAAUUCAUUGAAAUGCUUUAGUAUAUUUCCUUUAGGAAAAUGUAAAGUAUUGGAAAUUCUGGAUAAAGGCUGCAUGAAGAUUCUUUGCCAGGAUGAGGAACUCAUUCUCUACCACGAACAAUUCAGUGAGACUAAGAGUUGGAUAGACAAAGUUAGAGAGUGUAUCGAAGUCUACAUAUGUGACAGAAAGACAUUAAGAAAGGAUAGUUCAUCAAGGAGACCUGUCAAAAGGAAAGACUUGCAUGAGUACCACGAAAUCGGGUUGAGUCCAGGCAUACCUUUGAAAAAGAAGAAAACAGAGGCUGACAAUAUUUCUGGAACAAGAAAUAUAUUUAAAAUAUCUGGACGAAAACCGAUAACUAGGACACCUAUGAAUUUGGAGGAAAAUCCUUCUAGGAAUCCCAGUGUAUCCAGUAAUGCAUCAACAUGUCACAGUUCAAUUUCUAAUACAACAGAAGAUUCCGAAAGAAAUGAAAAUGUGCCUAAAAUGUCAAAGGAAGUUUUUAUUUUCGGAAAACCGCAUCCAAAUGAUGCAGGUUUUAAGAGCACUGGAACAAAAACGAGAAAAGGGUUUUGACCAACAUACAAAUUAUUUAAGACUUAAUUAUAUAUUUUUAUAAAAUUUUAAUAAAACUGUUUGAAGUAGUUAUAAUUAACUUAUGAUAAAUAGUGAUCCAUAAAAAAUGUUUCUAAAUUACUAAAAUUAUUACGCACGGUUCUGAAUUAAAACCAAACUGACGCUUAAAAAUUAGAAAAAUUAUACUCUCCGACUUGCGCGAUAGGUCUACUUUAGAAACAUUUUUUUCUGAACACUCCAUAUUUUUGUAAUGUAGUUUUUAACUUAAAUAGAUAAUUUUUUAAUGAGAACAGUUUUUAAUUUUUUUCAUAAAUCUACUCAAUCGUUCCUCAUCUAUAUCGUUAUCCCAUUUCCCAUGUUUCUUAAAAUACGAUCCUACAAUUAAAGCAUCUGCCGAGAUGUAUUUUUCGACGUUAUCAAUAGUAACUCCUGAUCCUAUCAGCACCGGUAGAUCGAUGUUUGAUUUAAGUUCCUUUAACUCUUGGACAUCAGCUGCAUGUCCAGUCGCAGUUCCUGUUAGAAUUAAUCCGUUCGAGAGAAAAUAUUCAGCUGCCUUAGCAGUUUCUAAUAGCGAAAUAUCGUUUGUUAUUGCAUGUGAACUG
This is a messenger RNA of Psylliodes chrysocephalus, 2846 nucleotides long. Lineage: Eukaryota; Metazoa; Arthropoda; Insecta; Coleoptera; Chrysomelidae. The record is from the annotation of a GenBank genome assembly.